Amoebophrya sp. A25 is the source of this 20395-nucleotide messenger RNA. The record is from the annotation of a GenBank genome assembly. NCBI's taxonomy places the organism in Eukaryota, Dinophyceae, Syndiniales, Amoebophryaceae.
CGACAGUCGAAAGCUGCGGUACUAGCGACAUAAAGAUCCCUGAUUCUGACGGACGUGAGCUGAACGAUUGCUACAAGGCGUGCGCGGAGGAAGACAGUUGUUUGCGGUUCAGCUACAGGCCCAAAGCCAACAAGCACGGUGGUGACGGUAUAUACUGCCGAUUGAAAACCAAAACGGGCGUCUUGAAUACGGAUACGUACUUAAGAGCGAGGACGAGUAAGAGCAAGGACGUUUACCGAAAGGCGCUCUCCUCUUUCUGCGCCGUUAGAAUAGACCCCUAAAAAAAAGCCCGUGUGCUACUCGUUUAGAUCUAACAUUCCUCAAAGAAACCACAAAUAUAUUUCAAAUUAGAUACCUAGGGUGAUGUAAAUGCAAGAGCUAUUCGAAUGAAACACAGCAAGAGUCCCAGCAAAAGGAACACUAAGUUCGGCAGGGUUGUUCUGCUCGCUAGGUUUCAUUGGGCUGUUGUUGAGAAGGGCGAUUGACGUUAGCAACCAAAUUCAAAGAGCACUUUAUCUUCAGAACUAUUACAGAGUCUGCGGGUGCGGCGAACAGCGCCAUCGGAUAUUCAUACACACAUGAGAGAGUAAAAGGGCUACUACCUGAAGUCCCGAACUCGAUAUAGCUACUCCCAGCUGCUGAAACUGAGCAAAUACCCACCACAAUAUAUACGCGCAGUAUUUGAGAAGAUUACUCCCUAGCAUCCUCGGUUAUUUGUUCAGUGUUUCGAUUUCUGGAAGAGAAAUAUCUUCUGUACUCUAAGAAGGUCCGACGACGAAUAUGACGUAGCAGUCACCAUGACGGGCGAGUGUCGAAGUCGUAUAACCUUAAGGCUUGUCCUUCCGCUUCCCCUAAUCCGAGUAGAAAAUAACUAUACUAGGACAUAGAUGCUUGUUGCCUGAAAGACCUCGUCUUUACUACUCGCGAAAAGUAGACCCAGAUGGAUUAUUAGGUUCGUGACCUCUGUCUGCCCAGGAGCAGCGUGAUCAGAGGAUCUCGUAGAGUCGAAGAUGGGUUAUUACUCAUAGUAGGUCUUCUUCGAGUUCUUCGAGUUCGAGUAGAUGGGCCCCCCGAAAUCAAAUCCUUAAUGCGGGGGCCCUCGUUAAUCCGCUUGAGAAUGCAGCUAAACCCAAACCCUGCGGAUGGUGGUGGAUCAAGAACACAUCCUACUCGAAAACUGAAAAUAAACGAGUUACUGAGUGAAAUAAGGAAGGUAGCUUUGACAGGGCUACCCUUCCUUGUUCAUCAACAGUAUAAUCUCGGUUAUUCUGCUCGUCUGUUACUCAUGCACUUAGGUAGCCCCUCUACCUCACGAAUAGGCACAUCAAUCAAUCAAUCAAUCAAUCAAUCAAUCAAUCAACUCGCUUAUAACACAUCCUAAUCCUAAUCCUAAUCCUAGGGCCCUCGAUGUCUAUUUUUCGAAAUCCUAAUCCUAGGGCCCUCGAUGUCUAAUAGCCACGGUCUCCGCAUACGAACAAAUGCUGCACGAUCCACCACUGGAUCUCACAAUGGCUGGAGAUCACUGGCGGAUUGCGGAUGGCUACUGCUCCGGAGAUCUUUUGGGGGCUCGUAGAGUUUUUGACUUAGACUUAAGGCUAGUAAAAGUAACUUCUUCAUUUUCACAAGAAUUGGCCUAUUAACAGUAACUUGUCAAUGGUAACUUCAUUCAUUACUGUCCUAGUUGUAACAGUAACUUCAUUUUCACUAAUAUUGUCAAUGGUUCCGAUAUUUGGUAACCUGAAUUCGAUCGCAAGGGUUCUCUUCUUGCUUUCCCUUAUCAUCAAACUUUUCAGACUACCAAAUACCAGAACACCAGUACAUAUUGGCCUUAAUCUAUUUCACUAUCUUCGAGUCCUGUGCGGCUGGCCACUGCUCCGACAACAAUAGAGCUUGUUUAAAGCUUGAGCAGGCUAGUUCUAUUUCACUAUAUUCGAGUGCAGACUUAGUCCACGGGAGGGCUAAGUGCGCUUAGUCCACUCGAGGACGAAGUGUGGACUAACUAUUUGAAAACUGAAAGCAUGCGAGUUAGUGCCUGCAGUAGGAGAGCUACCUUUUCAAGGCUACCCUCAUUUCAGUACUAUCUUCUGCGCUGUUCUAGUCAUUUACUUGCUUAUUUCGGUUUAUCGAGUAGUCCACUGGACUAAGUGUCGCGGACUAACUGUGUGACUAUCCAGCUUCAACGAUAUUCAGGGGGUGCGUGGGGUCGUUCCCUUCGACGAUAUCCAGGGUGGUCGUGGGUAUCUGUAUCUUCACUAUAGUCAUUAUUUAUCACCAUAGUUAUUGUUAGUGAUCACGAUAGUUUGAUGUCACUGUGUUGGCUCUUGGGUGGGGUUGUCCCCUUCGAUUUUCAUACACCCUAAGAGGAGCCUCAAGCUAUGUAUUGUUAUUUGAUGUAGGUACUACGUACUUGUACUAGUAGAGGGAAGCCCUGUCUUUCAGCCGGUUGAUUGAAAAGCUGCAGGUAAACUCUUAGUUAUACUUAUAGUACUAUGAUGGGACGCGCUCCGGUUCAGGUUCGUUCUUUACCUCUAGGUAUAGCCUUCACUCAUUUCAAGCACUGAUCUCUCCGCUUCAAAGCUUAUAGGGGUGGGAAAAAGGGGAAUCACUCCGAAAAGCAUGAUCGUGAAGACCCUCUAAUUAAAUUAUGAAUGAGCCCCGACCGCUGAUUGAGCCAAAGACGAAAGAUUGAGCCAAGGCCGAAGAAAGAGGAUGCUGCGGAGCGGGUUCUUUGCUUAGUUGUAGCCCCACUCCUGAGUGAUGAAGAACUACAGACUUUAUUUGACGUAGACGUGAAUCAUAUACUUACAUGCCCAGAAAGCGGGCCCAUCAAGGGCCCGCUGCGCCGGGCAUAGGUUAACAACUAGACAGAUUGACUACUAAGAGACAAAAAGACAAACGAAAAAAGUCGCCAAGUCUGCUCGCCAAGGCUGGGAAGGUGGCUCCCACUGUGUCAAGGAAGGGAAGGCUGGGGAGGUGACAUCCUCAACGGCUUCGUGGGGACUUGCAUGCCUGAGCUGAAGGGUGGGCCCUGGUGAGCGUCAUCAUAUCCAUGAGAUGAGAAGGCCAGAGAUAUACAUUUCUGCGCGUGAAAGUCGAAGCCGUUGAGGAUGUCGAUGUCUGUGAGAAUGAUAGCCGUGAGGACUUGCAUGUCUGAAGGGUGGACCCUGGUGAGCGUCAUCAUAUCCAUGAGAAGGCCAAAGAUAUACAUCUCUGUGUGUGAAAGUCGAAGCCGUUGAGGAUGUCGAUGUCUGUGAGAAUGAUAGCCGUGAGGACUUGCAUGUCUGAAGGGUGGACCCUGGUGAGCGUCAUCAUAUCCAUGAGAAGGCCAAAGAUAUGCGCCGCUGUGUGUGGAAGUCGAAGCCGUUGAGGAUGUCGAUGUCUGUGAGAAUGAUAGCCGUGAGGGCUUGCAUGGCUGAAGGGUGGACCCUGGUGAGCUGGUUAGAAGUAUACUGGUUAACCAUCUCCAAGGGCUGCCGCGCGCUCCUGUGGUCGAUUGCUGUGUGCGGAAGGUAGUCGCGGAAGGGGAGCGAGCUAACUUUUUUACAAAAACUUCAGGGAGGUCGUUCCGUUUUCUCUGUAUUUGAAUGACCUCCCUGAAGUUUUUGAAAAAAAGUAAAGGCGCUGGGCGAUAAAUAACAAGGGUAGCGGCUGGAAGUUCGUUGGGGCGAUUCGCUAGGGGUGGGUGCGUAGUGUCCUGCUGCGGAUGUGGCUGGGUACCUACGUGAGUAGCCUACAAACUAACAGCCGCGAACGCGUUAACAUGUUCGCGGUGCCUUUCCACUCGUAGCACUAGCAGCGCAAGGGCUUUAGAGGGCCUUGCGAGUCCUUGCGAAUCCCUUAAGGAAGGGUCUAAUAUUAGCCAAGGGCUAUUACAACUUUUCCUUAAGGAGCUUCCUUAAGGAAUUUUUUUUCUCUUAAGGAAAGUUAUAGCAACUUUUUGUAAUAGAAAUUCCUUAAGGAAAAGGGUUCUCCUUAAGGAAAAGGAGUCUCUUAAGGAUUUCGCAAAUUAUUGCUAACCCUAUAAAUACUAAUAUAAGAGUUCAGGACUCUUCAUCUCAUGUAUCUCCUCCGUUUUCUAGUCCUGCUCCUGUUCUUAGAAGCUGCAUAGUUGAAUUAAGAAGAAAACCGCUGAAAUAGAAAUGGUUGACGUUGAGUUAGGGAUAAGAGACGAACAAGUCCAAGGCAUCUUCACGGCAUUUGGACUACAUCCCCUCGUUGAGGACAUUGUUGGCUCAUCAACGGCGCUGGGUCAACAUUCAUGUCGCGGAUCUUACACUGUAGGGUCGGCCGAGUACAAAUGCAGAACGGGGCAGGGUCAGUUGGCUUGCACAUACUUUAUCUGCAUACAGGGUGAAAAUAAAUGCGCAGGAUGUACGGAUAGCGUUCCCGCCCACGACUUCGACACUUCGGGUGGAACUGGUACCAACGUUGUGUUCCAAGCCUACGUUCCUAUCUAUGGUGUUUUCCACUGACAAUUGAGAAGGAAGAAGAAAAGGGGAUGAAUUAAUCUUGAAUUAUAAGAAGGAAGGAACCACCUGAUAUUAAUCUUGAAUAAGAAGCAUCAGGUUCAGGUGUACAUCAUGAGCUUGGAGCACUCCCUGUGAGAUGGUAUUUAUCUUGAAUAUGAAGCACCAUCUUCCUUCUGAGCUGAAGGACUACAUGCUCCACCUGAUAGAGAUAUUAAUCUUGAAUAAGAAGCCCGUAUUAGUAUUACCGUUUUAAGAAAGGGCUAUUAGAUUGACACGUUGACUGAACUUUAGUUGAUUAGAUUGACAUUGUUAGACUAACUCAAACGUGUACGUUUGAGUUAGUCGUGGAAAGAAUAUUUUUAGGGUGAGCGGCACCAUGACCGACACUGUCCCCUUUUCUUCCUAUGAGUACCCCGACUACGGGGUGGGCAUAUUAUGAUCCUAUCAGUUGUUGUGGCAGCAUUCAUCUUAUCAGUUCACGGUGCAUCAUGAAGCCCAAUGUAAAGCUCACGGGCAAUGAGUUCUCUCUCACUGACGCUGAACGCGAGUCCAUCGGGGUUCUCUAUGAGUUACGGUCGAAUAAUGGAUCAGCGAAUUCUUGUUGGAGUUUUUUAUCCUUUGCUUAUCGCUCCUCUUGGAGCAUAUGCUGAAGGCGUUCAAUUGCGAACUUCGCUCAGUAAGUACACCCUAGAACAGCUGGGGCCCUCUGCUGAUAAAAUUUUUGAACGCGAGCCCCCUAGCGGGAAGCGUUAACUUAGGAAACUUCGUCGCUGUAUUGACUUCAAGGGAAACACUCAAAAGUCUGAACAUGUUGAUCAUAGUGAGUGGCUAUCCAUCAUGAUCAUGAUCAAAUUCAUAGUCAUAGUGAAGAUUUUUCAUAACUAUUACCAUCACGAUCAGAAACAGAAUCAAAAUUUGAUAGAUAAUGAUUGAGCCCCAAAAUGUUCCUAGAAAAUGUAUGGUAGAUUGUGAUUGAGCCCUAAAAAAUGAUUAUAUAUGAUGGAUAACGCGGAUUGAAGCAAGCCCCUCUAAAUCAAGACUGUUUGGGUUGGUGUGCGAGGAGAGAAAGCUGCAUGGGAUUCAGUUACAAUCGCGCACGCAACUACCACCCCUGCUUUCCAAAAACAGCCUGUUAAGCGCCACCUUCAUGAUCCAAUAAAUAAAAGACUCAAGAGCAACAGCUUAAGUUUAAUUUGGCGGGUAGAAAUUGCCAGGACCAGGUAAAUAAUCGUAGGCAUUUAUUUGCGAUCUUUUGCUUUCCAACCUUCGAUGAAAAUGAAUCGUUCCGGAAUACAUCACGACUGGAAUAGAAAUUAUAUAGAUCAAGAGAAUGCUAGUGGCCCUUCUUCUUGCGCUUUUCUUAGGAGUGCAAGCAAUAAUAGCAUUUCAGGUCCGGUGACUUUGACUACAUGUCACGCCCAGCGCCACGGGUUACUACAUCUCAUGUCUGGCGUGACGUGGCUGGUGUAGGUCGUGCUCGUGUUGACUGCUGGGUAUAAAAGUUUCUAUUAUAUUACUUACAGCGUUGCCCUUUACGAAGACUGCUCACCUAUGAAAUCGCCGCGGACUUUGUCACUCGUUUGCCCCCUAAAUGGGAAAGCGUGACUAGUCUCAAACUUGCGGCGACUCGUCUCGGCCUUCUUGUGACUAGUCGCCAAAUUACUGCGACAAGCCGCAAAACUGCUGUGACUAGUCGCAAAAUUGCUGCGACUAGUCGCCCAACUACUGCGACUAGCCGCAGGACCACUGUGACGGGCCUCAGCCUUACUGUGACGAGCCUCAGCCUCACUGUGACCACUUUCAAACUGACUGGGACGGGCUUCAGUCUUGCCGUGACUAGUCUCAAACCUUCUGCGACUAGUCUCAAACUGACUGCGACUAGCACUAGUCUCAAAGCGACUGCGACUAGUCUCAAUCUUACGGCGACUGGCCUCACUGUGACCAGCCCCGUGCUUGCUAUGGCUAGUCUCUGACUGGGUUCGUCGGGCUGUUCUAAUCUUAACAGCGUCAGAGGCUGGCACCUGUGUACCUUGAUGGUGUUAAGAUUCGAACAGCCUGACAAACUCAGCCAGAGACUAGGGGCAGCAGGCUUGAGGCUAGUCACAGUGGGCGCGAGGCUAGUCGCAGUAAGUCUGAGGCUGGUCACAGUGAGUCUCAGGCCAUUCGCAGUAAGUUUGAGACCAGUCACAGUGGGCCUGAGACUAGUCGCAGCGCCACGCUUGAGGCUAGUAGUCGCGGAGCUUUUGCAACUAGUCGCAGCAGCUCUACGACCAGUCGGCCUUAGCAAUUUUGCGACUCGUCAUGGUAAGGCUGAGGCUAGUCACAGUAAGGCUGAGGCUAGUCACAGUAGGCUUGAGGCUAGUCAGUCACAGCAACUGCCACAACCCCCACAACCCGGACGCAAGUCGUCACAACUUCCACAGCUUAGAAAUCAUAACAAGGCCCAGCGCUUUCGUAGGUGUUUGAUCUUUCUAAGCCCUAGCCCUUGACCUUGAGCAAUCACAAGCGCUAUCCUACUACUUCACAGCCUGCAUCUCACUCGUAGCGGCAUCAAGAUUGUCUAUAUCUACUUAUCUUAGGCAUCGUCACUGCUUAUAGCGAUGUCCACACGUUGGCCAUAAGUCACGACAGGGCUGAGAACGAGUGCGAGACACCUCGGAGACCUUUCCUACUUUCGCCCAUAUUUGUGAUCAUAAUUAUCGGCAUUGUUGAUGCUGCACCACAAUACUGAUGGCAGCCAUCAUCUAAGCAGGGAAAGCCAGUAAUGAGGUAAACGACCAAAGGUUUGACUCAGUACAAAUGACGAACAUUUGCCGCAGAAUGGCGAAAGACGCUCCCUUAUGUUGAAAAGUAGAAACCCUAAGGACCACUAGAGCAAUCCCUCAUGUUGAGAAGCAGAAUCCCUUACGUUGUCGCUGCCGCUGUGCCACCUUUGUGCGCUGUCGUCUUUUGUGCAUUGUGAUUGAUUGGGUAGAUGAGUAGACGGAGCACAGCUAAGCAUGGUGAGUAGAUGAGGACCGCGCCGCUCCUGGCUGAGAAGAGGGGAACAAGAAUAAGGGGAUGCCGUUCGUAGGUAAGACGAACAUCGGCCCAGCCAUGUCAAUGAUUGAGAACGAAAUGGAAGGGGGUCGCUAUGCUUUUUCUAGGGUAGAACAGUAUAAGAAAUGUAAGAACAUCACGCCGCUUCACAUAGGAGGGAAGGGCAACAAUUGAAAAACGCCCCAGGUAGAACAAGGGAACUGAGAACGAGAAGAAGCAGAAUUUCUUAGGAAGCAGACUCCCGUAGGAAGUAGCUACACUCUACUUAAGUGCCGUGGCUAGAUAUCUCCUACGGAGCUGCCAUAUCUGAUGCGGGGGAGGUCGCGCGCGUUUGCUGGCGGCGGGGCCGGUUUGCCAAGUCCUUCGCGGGCGGAGUUUGCGGCCUUGGGGGUCGCGGUUGGUAGUCGUGGUUUUUUGUGCGGUGUUCCACCCGCUUCGUUCUCUUCGAAUAUCUGUGGCGGUGGCUGGGGCUCGCUUGGCGUUGCGGUGUUCCUUGUUGUUGGGUUUCUGUAGACCUUUCGAGGCCAUGCCGCGCGUUGCUGGGCUUGUAAUGUAGAGAGGCGUAGGGCAUUGCGGUGGUCCCUUGGGUCGGCGGGAGCUGGGCCUGCCCUGGGUGUGUUGUCCGACGGUGUUCGAGCUUUGUUCUUCUUCUUGGGUCAGGGGCUUUGCAGGCUUCGGGGCUUCCGUAGGGUUGCCGUUUUUUGGGCGGUCGUGGGUCUUCUAUAUCCUCUGCUAUAUACUCUACUAUAGACCCUUCUAUUGGGUCUCUUAUUUUAUAAGCACUUUCUUCUAUAAGCUCCUCUUUAUCCUCUGCUAUAUCUUGACACUGUAGAAUCGCGCUGGUUUUGCUUGUUUCGCGGUUUUUGAGGUGUCUCGGGAAAAGAUAUAGCAGGGGUUAUAGAAGGGGUUGUAGAAGACUGUAUAGCAGGGCCUAUGCAGGGGUCUAUAGAAGGGAAAGACGUAGAAGCCAGGGGACGACGCGGGGCGGACAUAGAUGGCGUGGCCGAUCGCUGGAGAUUGGCGUCGGUCGGUCUGCCUGGUGGGGCGACCAUGUCGCGCGAGGUCGUCCAGGGCAAGGGCCACGGUGGAGGACCUUGGAGAAAGCUUGCACAGGGUUCGGAGUGGUGCGCGCGGGGUGCCUUUGUUGUUGUGGUUUCUUGUGUGGGGGACUCGUGGCUGAUGGGGGGAUCAGCAUGGCGGGGCGGCUGGGUGGCUUGGGUGGAUAGGGGGCGGCGUGUGUGCUCCUUAGGUCGUCGCGCGGGGGCCCCCGAUUAGAGGCAGAGGCUGUCGCCACGGGGGAGGGCGCGGCGGCGCUGCCCUUGCCUUGUCGGGGAUUUUUAUCGCAGUUAUUUAGCAGGAAUAGAGAGGCUGAGGCGGCUGGCUGCUUGCCGCGUGAAGUACGCACUUCGGACAGGCCUCCCUCUUGCGAGUCGCUGGCUUGGCCUCUACUUGAGUAGCCAAGCGUCGUGGCCACUGGUCUUACAUUUCUUCUGUGAUUGGCUUCUAUUGGAGUAGCGAACUAUCUUCGCGGUCAAUGGUACUAGUGAUAGUGUAGAGUAGAAGUGCACUUGUUGGCGAUGGUGUUCAACAGUUGUGCUCCCUUCAUGCCUUGCGUAUCGCGUGCAUCUGGUUACAAAGUCGCAGAAAUUGCCUGAUGCUCAAAUUAUGGCACAUUUAUCCACAGAGUCGUAGUUUGAGGAGGGCAAGACUAUUCAGGUCUGUAGCUCUUUUACACUUAGCAUGAGUUAAUGUUGCAUAUGCAUGUCCCCCAGUGUUGACGCUAGAAGGCUUCUAAGAGUGGGUGGCUCGGUUGCCUAGUAACAUGAGUUCGAUCACAUGCUUCAUGCGCUCUCUUCUUGCUUUCCCUUAUAUGAUCAGACUCAGGCUACCGAAAACACGAACUAUGCAAAGAAGGAAAGGGGCAAUAUUAUACUAUAUGAAGGAAGGUAGGACGCGCGCCGUCUAUAAUAUAGACGACGCGCGUCCUACCGUGCGUGCAUCAUUUCAACCAAUGGGCACACCACUCAAGAAACAUUCGCGAUUUAUUCUCAUUGCCAUCGGCUUCUUCCGCAGACGUAUAAUAGUAUUGAGAAGCUCUAAGAUGCUAUCGGCAGACGGAGGCAAAGGCGAUGGCAAAAGCUGGAUCCGGUUAGCAUGUCGCCCCCCCUAUGCCGUGGUGGGUGGAGGCUGUGAAAUUACUCAGGCCGCACCUUAUGAAACGAAGGGCCGAAGUCGCGAAUCCGGUCACUUGUAGUGUGGACGCAGUCGGGGACCAAUUUUCCCUUCUAUGGGGUCAUCGGGGUGAGGGCUUUCGCGCAGUGUUUCGGGCUCCGCAGUGCGGUGCCGGCGCCCGUUUUUCCGGUGGCAAGAAACUUGGACACGGCUGCCGCCAGGGUUGGGCUUGACCACUGUCGACGCAGUUUUGGAGAUGUCUCGAAAGCGCUGGCUGGGCCUUAGGAUUCUCGCUCCCGUCUUACGGGGGGCGAGGGCUUUGUUUGGCGUGGAUUCUUCUCUGCGCUGAGUGUUGGGCAUGACCACGAUAGCCGCCGCCGGCCCCCCCGACGAAAUUUCCCAGGGCGGGCUCGGGUCGGAUCUUGCGGCUGUUGUUCUCCGCUAGCUGGGCUUAUGUUAUAGCCCCAGGCCCGGCGUCCCGCCGUCGUUGGCGCUGCGUGUGGUCUUCGUGAUAGCCCGCGGCGGUCCCGUGAAACAAGACAUUCUUCAGGCUCGGGCUGGGUUGAAGAUAUCGGAGGGGGCUCGUGAACGUUGGCCAGAUGCCGGUGGUGCCGCGCCCUCGGCUUCUGGGGCAAGAUUCCCAGACCUUCGCCUGGGACCAGGGACUCUCGCUGCCCUCUUGCGGGGGGCGAGAAUCCCGGCACGCGCCGAAAGGUCCACGCUGUUUUUUGAGUGAAAUUCGCAAGAAAAUGCACCGAAAGCAGCCGCCUAUACCCCGGCGUGUGCGAGGAUUCUCGCUCCCCUCUCGCGGGGGGCGAUAAUUCCAGGCCCCUGGCGAAGACUUGGAAAUCUCGCCUGAGAGAGAAGUCGAGGGUGCGGCACCAGCGUCAGCCACAGCCCCGCGCGCGCCUGAAGUUCAGAGGCCCCCCUUGUCUGAAAGCUUCGCCACCGACGAGCCGGGAGUGAGGACGAACCGCCGACAGCUCAGAGGCCAUAGCUUGAAAACGCCGCCAGAAAGGCACUCGCCGGGGGUGUGAAGAAUCUGCGCGAGUGAAUUGCCGCGAGGGCCCAGACCUUGGGGCGCGUCGUCGUCUCAUUACAUUCUGGGGGCUGGGCCGCCUUGGCGCCCGUUGUGAAUGGUCGGCGCAUGCGCCCAUUCUGCCGGCACCGCUCGGGGGGCUUCUGGUGUCUUGAGUAGUCUGUCGGCGUUUCCCCUUUGUGUGCGCGGUAAGUGCGGCCUUGGGGGUGGGGCCUUAGCUUCUCCACCUACUUGGGCGCGUGUCAUUUUUGGCCGCUCUGUGUAGGUUGUCUUCGUUCGGUUCGUCUGGUUUUGGUCGUGUCGUGUUGGUGGUGUCUGUUCGUUGCAAGUGAUCGGCCCGACGGCUUCGGCAAGUUCCUCUCUUAGUCUCAGAACAACAACAAUAAGAACAAAGGCGGCGGUGGCGGCGAAACUUAGGGCUACUUUAUGCAGCUUGAAGCCCUUCAGGAGACGAGCUCUCCACAUUAGAUAAUAGAACGAGUCGACGCACAUUGCCGCGGCGACUUGUUGCGUGAUAAAAUGAUGGCUUGGCUUCCACUUAAUUAAUGCAUAUCAAUGCAGAUUCUUGUCUUACUGAUACCGCCGCAAGACCCUGCUCCCCCCCUUGGGCCCCCCUUUGAGAGGUUAGCUGCGCAGACCCUCAUGACCUCUAUGCGCCCCCUUUGGGGUACCCUUUAGGACCUUCGUGGCACCCUUACAGCCCCCCUCACCGGCCCCCCCUUCGAAGCUCCCCCUCUGCUGAUUGAUAUAUGUCUAGGUCUAAAAGCGCUUGUCUUACCGUUGUAAAACCCUUGCCCACCCCGACCCCCUUUGAGCCGUCAAGUGAAUCCUUAGUACCCUUAGGCGAUAGCCUCGCGGGCCCUUGCGAUGCCCUUGCAGCCCCCCGCACAACCCCCGCCCCCCUUGGUCAGCUCUUGCACCCUUAUGACUUGCGCACCCCUUUGCGACCCCCUCGCGGGCGGGCGCUCUUUGCGCUCCUUUUUCUAGCUGACUGAAUGAAUAGCCGCCAAAAAGUGGCUCCAUGAUGGAGCCCAGCGCGUCUUUGUGUACUCGGUGGCCUGCGCUGUGGUCUUGCCUUCGUGGUACCUUUAGAGUACCCUUAUAGCACCCGCAUAGCACCCGCGUGGUGCCCUUGCGAUGCGCAUUCUAUUAGUGCCCCUGUGAGGCCUUUCGAGUGUCCUCGUCGACCGUUGUGGCUCCUUUAUGGCUUUACCUUCUCCCCCUUUGCACCAUGAUGGCCACCCUUGGGACUCCUUACGCGACCCCCUCGCAAUAUCUUGCAAGACCCUUCCAACACCGUUGCAAGCCCCCCUGUGAAGCUGAAGGCCCGCCUCCUAGCGCGUGUGCCGGAUUUUGUUCGAGUUCGUUGCCCGGAGUAAUUUAGUCCAACCUCAGACAAAAGGGGGCGGAUGACUUGGCGCGCAGGCUGCGAGCCGUAACCCAAGCAGCGGCGCCCGCAUGCGUGGGCCGCCGGCCGUCUGUGGUCGAUGGGCCCGCUCGUGUUUUGGUCGAACAGAGUGACCCGGCCAAAACCUGGACGGCGGCGCGAAGUCUGAGCCCCGCGCGCUCUGCGUGGGUUUCAGCCAUGCCGUGCGCAGGUAAAUAAAUCGCCCCCACCUGACUCCACGGGUGCAGCUUGCUUGGCUGGGCUUCUAUGAAGGAAAGGGCCGGCGCCUGGGUCUUUUUUGCAGGCAUUACGAGGCUGAGGGGAUGGCCUUUCGCAGUGGGACCCAGUGUUUUGCUUGUGAAGUGGCUACAUUUUCCAGGGUUGAAGCCAUUGGCAGAAACUCGCUCCAGAUGGUUGGGGUGUUUUCUCCGCCAGUGAAGCGGGGGACUGAAACCACGGCAGGCCAGGAGCCCGCAGCCCUCCUCCCCGGUGCAGGUUGGAAGCCUGUGAGGGCUGUGUGGUUCGACAUCUCUGGAGACAUUUGCGGAGGGCUUCUGGAAUCUCCAAAACUAGGGAGGUUUCGGCCGCUCUAUUUUGCUGGUUUACUUGCGCCACAGCGAUGCCUUCCCCCAUGAGCGGGCGGCCGAUUCUUGGGGUAAAAUAUAGACAAAACAGGACACAAAGCACAGCGGGGUAAAUAUUGGCCAAAAAUGACGCCAAAGACAGGGCGGCAACCAUUAGAGGGCGGAGCGGUGUGCAACUUUGCGGGCUUGGUCAGCCUGUAGGCGAGGGGACACGCUAAGCCGCGCCCUCGCUGCCAGGUUUCGCGCUGGUUCGUAGAUGUCACGCAAAGAAACCGGCUCAAACUGGGAGCGAACUACCCUGGUCCGGGGGUGCCUUCUCAUUUCUUCGCGUCUAUAUAGUGAGAGGCUUUCGGCUGGAAAUCAAAGGCCAGCAGCUACCUUGCCAGCAUCGUGCGGAAGAGUUCUGCCUUGGUUUUGGGCUUGUUGGUUGCUGCUGCUGCAGUCCACACAGUCAGGGGAUGGACUCUCGGCUGCGCCGUGGUUCUUUUUGGAUUAUGCAGAGGGACUCAGCCAGCCACCGUGUGCCUGGGUCACAGCUCGGCGCCUCUGUUUCUUUUGUGCUGCGUGCGGACUGUGGCUGGACUCUUCCUUCGCGCGGAAGAAACAGCGGCCGCGCUUUCUUUGUGUGGGUUUGAGCUGUAGCCAAAAGGGUGUCCGGGCUGACUGUGGAGCACGAAGUGCUUGCCUCUGUUUCGAGCAUACUUUGGCACAAGCUUAGCUAUCUACAGCACCUGACUGACCCCCGAGCUGCCGCCCAGUCAGUCUCAUGGGCUGAGGCUGCGCUGUGCCGUCGUUCCAGACUUGCUCGCUGGCUCUUUCUCGGUGUGGGUGAUGGCGUUCUCUAUGGUAGUCUUGCUUCUACAUUAUAGGCGCUGCAGUCUUGCUCACAGCAUCCGCCGCACUAGCUUGCGCCCCCCUUGUGGAGGUCUUGCGUGCUUUUCAUGGCUUCCCACCUUGCCCAUCGCUCGCAGCCCAAGUCUUUGGUGGUGGGCUUCGAGCCGCGAGGCAAACCGCGGCGGGGCUCGCUUGCAAAGUGCACACCGUGCCCCUCCUUUCGGUCUGGGUUCUCUUCGAGUGGUGCAGAGUAAUCCAAGGCAACCAAACCCGUCUGGCAACCCAAGCCCGCGACCGAGCUGCAACGAACUGAAACGGCGCUAGUUUGAGUGGAACAGCUGCGGACUGGUGGGCCAGGUUGUCCCUUGAUUAGGCUGACAGAGUAGCACGCCAAGGCUUGGCCAAACCUGAAGGGGCCACGGCGUGAGGCUUGGGCCCAGCCUUGUGUAGAUUUUGCGUCGUGUUGCUAAUCCAUUCCAGGCGUGCCCGCGCUCUGCUGCAGCUGUGGACAAUAAUGCAAGAGCAUGGGGCCCCUCUUUGGAUUCAGCGGAGGAACCUCAACCACGCUGGGAGGCAAGUCUUCCCUCGUUUUCUUUUCUCUAACUCUUUGGCAGAUGAAUGGGCUGGGGGUUGUGGUGUGGUCUGUGCUUGCUUCUUGCCCAAAUUUGGCCAGCACCGCUCGUCCGCAGCCAAUGCGGGCGAGCGACUUGUAGCGGGCUCGACUUUCAGCAAGGAGCCACCCAAUGCCAAUACCUGGGCCCGUGCUAUAGAGUAGCCUUGUCCGCGUUUUCUUUGCUCGGUCGGCUUGAAAGGUGACGCAGAGCAACCAACCCAAAGCAAGAAGCCAGGCGGGUGCCUGGGUGUGGGUCUUGUGUGGAGCGGUAUGGAAGCCAAGCUUUGCGUGGCGUGCACGCCUUUCCAACCAUGUUUGCCCAUGUUGCGUGGGUUUUGCAACUGCACGCGUGGGGCAUCAAUAUGCUGAGGAGCACUCACUGGACUGGCUGCGGGCUGCGGCCUCUUGGGCUUCGGGUUGGUUGUCUGGAGGAUCGUGCAGAGCAAUGCAGACCAAAGGGACAAAGGAGAGCACCGGGGCCACUGCUUCAGGCCCAUGCAGGUUGCCGCGGAUUUCGUGCGACUCUCCCCCGAUGCGCCGCAGGAUGUAAGGCCAGGCAUAGUGCUCUGCACUGUUUGGGCUUUGGUUGCAGAAUAAUCCAGACCGGGCGAAGCCUGGACAAUAGUCUGCGCCCUCUUUUGCAUGUUGCGUGGGCUUCGCGCCAGGCCAUGUCAAUGCGUCGACCUUGCCCGCGACUUUGUUAACCGAAAGAAAGCUGGGUCGCCCAUGAAUUGGCGCCCAGCCUCUGGCAGGCAGGCUCUGGAUAGGUUCACUCGGUCUCGAGCAGUAAAGGAUCCGCGCAAAAGCGUGCGGGCUGUGCCUUCUUUGCUUCUCUGUGAGUGUGUCUGGCGACAACGAAAAGGCAGCAGAGCUCCCCGGGCAAUGCCAAGACCUAGGCUGCGGGCUGGGUUCCACGUUACUUCGCGCCCGUCCCGGGUGGGGCUUGCUUGGGGCUGUGAGUACCCACACACACCGGAGCAAGCCUGGGCGGCAGCUCGGCGUCCGCACUUCAUGGGCCCUCCCUCCCGGGCUGUAACGAAUGGCGAAGCGGCUGGGCCUGCGCCUGGGCUGUGGCUUGAAUGCAAGCAGGGACUCGGGCCACAUUUGCAAGGGCUGGACCAUGAAGCAGCGGCCGCACUUCGUUGGUGUUUGUUUCGAAUGAGCGGGACGGGGCCCCGAAGUAGAUAGCUCACGCUGAUGCCGGUGAUGAUGAUGCACGCCCACCGACCAGCUGGGGCGGGCUGCCGUCUCAUCUUUGCAGCUGCUUCGCCUAAGAGGGUUGCCCUCUUAUCUUUAAAGUGAAGGGCUGCCCCUACUCGACCCCGCAAAGAGAGGCCGGACCAACGUCCGCCACCCCUCCGGGGGACCCCCAGGGAGGCGAGGGGAGCUUCGCGCGCUCUUUUUUGCCCUCCAUCUUGCAUUGCCUUCCCCUUCAUCGGAGGGCCUCCCCUUAAGCGGCCCCCGCCCGAAGAUAACUGAGGCCACCUAAAUACGCCAUAGCAUCGCCUGAGUGAGGCAGGGCUCCUGCUUUGUGUGGGUUUCGAGUCGUAGCGCAAAACGUGGACCGCGUGAAGCCUGGGGCCUGGGAGGCCUUUUUUGAUGUGGUGAAACAGGCAGCGCCAUCCCCGCCGCGUUAGUAAGACCCGCCUGGCGGGUCUGUUUUUUUCAGUGUGAUUGGUGGCCUUCGUGAUGGUGUUCCUCUACAUUGUCUGACGCAACUUCUAUGCCCCCAGCACGCACCGCGCUAGUUUUAUGAGCUAAGCCACCCGACAAGCUGCUUCAUUUUAGUAGAGUGAAGCAAGGAAGCAAGCGGCUUGGCGGCAACUAAGUCAUCCAUGGCCAGCGACUCGGCGGGCUUACCAAUGCACGCCAUAGCCCGUUGGCUUGCUAGCUUCAACUUGUGGCUGACUCGUGCUAAGUGGCGUAUAUGUGCGCAGAAGCAUUAGCCUGCCAGUUGGUCUAGAAGCCAUGCUGGCCCCGCUUGUUUAGAAACGAAUCAGGACGCUACUGUCGACGCCAAAGCGAGCUGGCUCGAGCCUUGUCUUCUCGAGCCUCUCUUAUUGGCAUGGUGUGUUCGGAUUUGUGUUUGUGUCGGAUACUAUCCAGCAGAGCCAUACUGCGCGCGUCGUGUUUCCCAGGGGUAUUGCUACAGCAGCUGCUUACUUUUGCAAUGUGACUGUGAAUGGGUAAUCAUAAUCAACUAUGACACCCUAGACGAGGGCGCGCGCCAUUCUUUCUUGAUUGUUUUACGAGGACACCGAUUCCCCUUGCGUGCUGAUUUAUUUCUGUCUAAAGGUCGAAGGUUGUCAAGGACGUCAGGGGCGUUUCUCGUAGCCGGCCAUAUGGAGAUGCUGAUGGGAAAAAUGGUGGCUGGGAAUGCGGUGGGCCUGAGGAGUCUGACACUAGCAGUAUGAUCGGACAAACUACAAAAGUGGACAGCACAGCAGCCGGCUUCGACAGAAUCUACAGAAUUAGCUGACUCUGUCGGAAGUUGACCUCGCGUUUUCAUUCUCGGCUGGAGGUCAACUCUCGACAGGGUCGGCGGCUUCUGUCGAUUCUGUCGUAGCCGACUGCUGUCCCCUUUUGUAAUUUGUCCAUUCAUAACUACUUGGGUCGGCUUUUACGAUUAUGACCAGACCCGGCACCGCUUCAAAUAGAAAUGCUGCUAGUAGUACAAGUACUCCUCUACUUCUUUCGCAUUGAUAUUGAAGAUACUCUUGAAGCGUAGCAUAUCGUUGAAGCUUUUAAGCCGAAAGAUGGAGCUGGUUUGUUGUACUAGACUGCGCGUCAGAAGAUCUUAUUUCCGCGAUGUCUCCAGAGUCAAGAAACUGGCUAACAAUUUUUUAGGUCUAAAAGGUGGCGUAGGGAAGUCGUGGUAGAACAAGGAAAUUUACAGUUGUAGGAGUAGACAGGACGACUGGCACAGCCAUCACUUCUAACCACAUUUAUACGCUUUGUGUUCCGCCGACAUUCCGGUCCAUAAAGUGACAGUGUCACUCAAGGAUAAGGAUCAAAAUGAUGUAUGGAAGAAAAACGAUUACUCAUACUCCUCCGUCGGCUUGCUGGGGGGGCCUUAUACAUAUACUUGACGGGGACGGGGUUGACCCAAACCUGCUCCGCCAGGAAGAAACAAUCCACAUCUAGGCAGCUCAAGAAGAACAUAUUGGGGAUAGAAGCAAGAAGUGAACGCCUUUCCCCCAUGUUGCAGCUUCAAGAGCGGAUAUACCAGCCUAGGGAAAUAGACAAGCCUAGGAGCAGGACCUUGAGCAGCAUGAGUAGCCUUUUUCUUAUCAUAUGAUGGAAUUCCGAAUGAUGGGGUCGCAGCGGCAACGUGUCCGGACCGUUCUACCACUCCAACAACCGAUCUUAAGGGUUUGUUUCCACCUGGUAAAUGUAGUUUGCUCCGCAUCCAUCCCACCUAGUAUAGAUAGCGCACCGCCUCAAGGGUCGUUGAUUGAGAUUGCGUCGCGAAUUGGAAUUCUAAUUCAUUCGACCUAGUGCAAUAGAUGAUAGAAAUGGCGCAUGAUGAUCCGCAAAAAAAAUAAAUAUUGCGUUGCGAAUCUAUUUCACCUGGUAUGGAUGAGGCUUCCAUCUUGUACAACAGGACUGACAUACCCCUGGAGUGGGUACAGUCGUUCACUCACUCCUCAGAUUCUUGUGUGCGAAACGUCUUCUGCUAGAUCAAGAUCUUCUAUAGAGAUAGAUCCCUGAGCAGGUUCCUCUUCUAAUAUUUGGGCACGUCACUAUACUCGGCUUCUAGGGGGUGGCUGCUGGCCCACAGUGACCAAGAAAGCCAACGCUAUGUCUGGGCCUCAAAUGCUAGACACGCAGUUUCGCCACAGAACUCGUUUAAGGAUCAUACGUAAUAUUCUAAUUCUAGGAUUUCCUUAGUUUUUUGCGAUAAAAUUCUACUGUAAGAAAGAGUCUACAAGACCACUCUACUUCUUUCUUGCUCGUCUGGCUACUAACUCUAACCUUUUUUCCAUGCCCGAAGACGGAAUUUUUUAAUGAAAUCCAACACUCCUUCUAACGCUGGUUCUACUUUUUCUUCGGAAUUUUUUAAUGAAAUCCAACACUCCUUCUAACGCACACACUAGUUCUACUUUUUCUUCGAAAAACUGAAAUAAGCAAGUCACUGAUCAGAGUAACCGAGAUACUGGCGAGCAGAAGGAAAGGUGGUAACCUCGACGCUAUAAGCUAGUGCCUCCCUUAUUUCAGUCAGUAACUCGGUUAUUUUGAGUUUUCGAAUUCUAGAAGUCUGUGGCACCUUAAUGGAUCAAUCUAAAAAGGGUAAGGGGCGCUUCUUCAUCAACAUAAGUACUUCUUAUAAAUAUUCCCGUUCCCCGUCUGAAAAAUGUAAAAAAUGGACGAAAUCGAAAGUACUAGCUGCACAAAACAAGUAGUAGCUCCCCCUUCAUAUAUCGAUACGUACCAAAACGGGCCUGAAGCGUAUCAGUGCGGUGAGGGGGACGACGUCGAGAAUUAGGCGCCAGACACUUAAUCAAAUUUUAGAAUAGUUGUGAAUAGACUGCCAGGAAGGAACUCAUCACGACUGCUGUUGUGAAUUUUUGAGUACGACUACGACUGCCAGGAAGGAACUCGUCACGACUACGACUUGCGCGGCUUGGAGCAUCUUGCUAAUUAAACAAGUUCGCGUAUACUCCAUGAAUGGGCACGCUACUACUAGUACUACUGCAUGAUGACUCAGCAUCACCUUAGUUACACGACCUAGUAGUUUUUGUACGACUAUUUUUAAUCUUCUGUCGUCGUACCAGGAGGACGAUGGCGCGAAGAACUUUGUCGUGUCAUCCUUAUCUAGUCAAUUAAAUAGAUACUCCCCGCCCUGCACACGCAUCUCGUCACUGAAAAAGCAAAAUAAUCCACAUCUUUGCAUUUUCAUUUUGAGACUCACUGUAUCCUCCCAUGAAGAAUGGGCUGAGUACCAUUACCACUUCUAGCACUAUGUCAUUGUCAUGUCAUGGUGCCUCUUCUGUAGCUAUUAGUGUCUACUUAUGUAGCUAAAGCUAUUCGUCUGACGGUGCCUCCAUUGGAGAUCCCUACUGCUACCAAACAUACACAUGAAUGCUACAACUAGCUUUAAGAAGAAGAGAUCACAGCCCUGUGCACACAGGGGAUUGUGCCCGUAGUCAGAAGCGGUUGGAUCAGAGGCACUGCCAAGAUGUAUGGAUGACGUGUUUUCCAUCUUUCAGACCAUCGAGGCUGCACCUUGGUCUUCCCCGGCCUGUGCUUUUGAGCGGCUUCACGAGAGUUGAGAGAAUCAUGCUUGUUCCUUCCUCGACCUGCUCGGGCUCUACAACUACAAGAAGAUCAGGGACAACGUCGGACAUCCGAUGUCCGACAUCGCUCCUACUUAAAUAAAUAUAUACUAUAUAGACCGCUCGAGGGGGCCUCGGUUGUGUGGCUAGAUGGAAAAAACACCAUCCACGAGCUGGCGGAUAUGGCGUGUCCUGCCGACGGUGACUGGACCGCCAUCGGAGGAGGCUGCCGAAAAUUCUCAGAUUCGCAAGAUAUUAAGGAACACGAACAGCAGCUAUUUCAUAUCACAUUUACAAGCAUGAUGGAGGAUAGUAUGUGUAUGGAUAUUUUUUACUUUUAUGAAAAUAUCAAGCAAAUUUGGUGGAGAUGAAUCUUCCGACCACUCUUCGAGUUUCUAAGAAGAACGAUGUACGUCAAUACGUGACGAAGGCGAUGCCAGGCUUAGACGGAAACCUGGAGGUUCCAAAGCGUUUCGAAUUUAAGGCUGCAGUCUCUAAUCGAUCCAGCUCUAUCGGACUUCCCUUGGGCUCCUCGUGGUGGUCGUAUCCACGUCUAUUUCCCUCCCCUUGCAUUUAUUGGAAAACAGAGGAUAAGCAAGUAGAAGGACUUAUAUUCAAAAAUACUGCUGCGGCUGGUAAGUUAGUACAGAUCAAUAGCUUCUCUUAGCAACAGAGAUGAAUCGGGGCAAGCUCCAACAACUGCGGCGACAAAGACAAAGAAGAAGGAGGACAGAUUGUGCCAAAGGCGGUAAGCGUGAUAUGUCUACAAGAUGCGCCGUUGAUUAAGAUGAGUUCUUACUCGAUAUUAUAUUGAUACUCAUCUGCGGCCUCAUCUAUACUUGAAAGUAUAAAUGCUGAAGAUGUAUCUUUGAAGACAAGAUGCGUGAUCUAUUGUUUUCAAGAGGAUGAAAACAAGUCUCAUGGUCAAAGAUGACUUCUAAAAUGAGUAUCGGCAUUAAGGUCUAAGUUAAGUGACAUCGAU